AUGGGACGUCUCGUAAACGGAGUUGGUCUCUUGGCUUUGUUAUGGUUCCAUGUUUUUGUGGUGCAUAAUGUGGUUGCGAGAGAUAGUUUGAGCUUUAGCAAAUAUGAAGAGGAGAAGACCGUCAUAGGAGGCAAUGACAAAGGUGGAGACACUGGCUGUGAAAUUGGUAACUGUGGAGUCAUUGGCUGUGGUGAUUAUGGAGGUGGCGCCGAAAGCGGUAGAGAUGGCUCAGGCGGUGGUGAUUAUGGAUGUGGCGGCAUUGGCGGAAAUAUAGGCAUAGGCAGCAUAAGAGCCCCAAGCCCAACCGCUUCUGGGUUGUGUAAUGGAGAUGUAUGUGAUGGCCGAGAAAGAAAAAGCGAAGGCAGUGGAAUAGGCAAAGGCCGUGGUUUUGGAGGAGAAGUUGGAACAGGCUUUGGCUUUGGCGGUGGAGGGACUGGUCACCAUUGA
This is a messenger RNA of Microthlaspi erraticum, 447 nucleotides long. The record is from the annotation of a GenBank genome assembly. NCBI's taxonomy places the organism in Eukaryota, Viridiplantae, Streptophyta, Magnoliopsida, Brassicales, Brassicaceae.